Anopheles aquasalis is the source of this 1263-nucleotide messenger RNA. RefSeq lists its product as uncharacterized. NCBI's taxonomy places the organism in Eukaryota, Metazoa, Arthropoda, Insecta, Diptera, Culicidae. The record is from RefSeq and is a predicted model, not a curated record. Gene Ontology annotation, molecular function: nucleic acid binding.
UGGAAAACAAAAAACCGCGAAGUGCAAAGAAAAAGCGGCAUUUUCCAGUGCACGAUGGGUGGAAUAAACAAGAAAAAGUCGAAACUCCCAGUGCCUAAAACCAAACAGAAGAAACAGAUAAAGCAGUGGAAGGAAGGUGGCGCCGAAUCGCCGGCAAAGAAAUCCAAAAACCCACAGUCACAGAGCACCGGUAAACAGAAAAAGACGCCGGCCGCAUCGAAGAAACCGAAGAACUUUGUUCGUGCACCACCAGAAGAUGAAUCAAUGGACUCGGAUGAUCAACAACAAGAGACCAGCACCGUAGUGGCAACAGUUGCAACCCCCAACAUCCCCGAUCCGAAACUAUCGCCGAAACUGGUGGCGAUGCUGCGACCGCUGAUCGGCUACAUCUACAACGAUGAGCAGAUGUCGUUGAAGAUGAGCUUUGAACAGGCUGCGCUACUGUUGGAACCGGAUUACAACGAAGAGACGAAAGUGUUCCGGUUUCUGGUCAACACGAAGGAAGUAUGCCGGGCUGUCGGUGAGAAGAAUGAGGCACACACCGAGGCUCGCGAAAAACUCGUACAGAUCGUUCGCUACUACUGCUACACCGUGAAGAAAGUUAAAGAGUAUUUUACAAGAAGAAAAAUCUUUUACACCCGACCACCGAAGGCCGUGCUGGCCGAUAGCACCGAAACCGCUACCAAGGGAAAGAAGCUGAAGGAGGAAAACAUUGGAUUUCAGAUGUUACAGAAGCAGGGCUGGAGUGGUGGUGGUCUGGGUAGCGGUGAGGAUGGUAUCAUUGAACCGAUCACUGCUCUGAAGCGCAAGGGCAAACAGGGCCUCGGAACGGAUGGUGCCACCGAGGAGGCUGGCGAAACGGAGGAGAAGGUUAAAAUCCCGCUCGAAGCGUUCUAUCUGGUCAUACAGGAGUACGCCGGUGUGAAUGCGUUGUACGAUUUGGUGUUUAGCUCGCAGUUUGCCCGUGAACAGGUGCGCAAGUUACGCGAAUUUGCACAAUCGAAGAAACUGCUAACACAAAUGGUCGGACAGAGUAAGAAGAAGAAGCUCGUCAUCAGCAAACCUCUGACGAUCUCCGAGAUCAUGGUCGGCGUCAUGAAGGGUCAUUCCGAUCUCUGUGCCAAGUACGUCGUUAUACCACCGGCCUCAAAUCCUUCUUCAGCUUCAGCAACCAAAUGAUACUCGAUGUCAUAGAGUAUUUUGGAUUGAAGGUAUUUGAAUGUUGAUGUGGAAUCAAUAAACUUACGCGCGAUGCAUCCGGUC